This is a messenger RNA of Oncorhynchus keta (chum salmon), 2190 nucleotides long. RefSeq names its product putative nuclease HARBI1. The record is from RefSeq and is a predicted model, not a curated record. Lineage: Eukaryota; Metazoa; Chordata; Actinopteri; Salmoniformes; Salmonidae. The coding region runs from base 1064 to 1885 and encodes 273 amino acids. The transcript is spliced from 10 exons.
CCAAUCCUGGAUAGGUGCGCGCUCACGGCUCACUCAAAUAGACCCCGCCACAGAUCACAGAUUAACUGAUUUACCAUGGCAACUAGAGCCGCGUACUUUUCCCCGUCGGAAGCACAAAUCCUCAUGGAGGCAUACGAGGAGGUAAAAGAUAUAAUUAAGAAGAAAGGCAACACUGCCACAGUGAUAAAGCAAAGAGAAAAAGCGUGGCAAAGUAUUGCAGACCGCCUGAAUGCAUUAAACAUGAACGGGCCAAAACGGACAUGGCAGCAGGUCAAAAUCAAAUACAAGAACAUUCUGCAGAAUGCAGUGAAAAAGAAUACCCACAGACAAGGCACGGGUGGUGGGUCACCAAAGGCUGACCUUACCCCAGCAGAGGACAUGGCCUUGGAGCUAAAUAAAGGCAGGCCCGUCUUAGAGGGGAUCCCUGGGGGAAAGAGACGAGCAUAGGUUCCUCCCAAGAUGCCACCCGCUUCAUUCAAGUGUCUGGCAGCACUGUGUUCCUGUUAGAGCCACCAGCACAAGCACCAGACGAUGCUGAUCCAGGUGAAGGCCCCAGUGCAGCAGCAACAGCACAUGAUGGAGACGAUGAUGAUGAGGAGGAGACCAUCUCUCUGGAUUCCAGAAGGCAUGAGGUAUCAUGGUAAGACUGUGAAAGUACUAUUUACUCUACAAUGGUGAGGAGUCCUCAUCAAAAUCAAAAAAUCUAAUUUCUUUUACAGGACCCAGAUGCUAUACAGUGGGAAAACCAGCCUGGCAACAUAGUGCGUAUUAAUAAAAGGACACCACAUCCUGCCAAAUUCCAGCUGCGCUAAUUGUAUUGUGUUCACAGAGCUCACAAGCUAUCAGAAAGUUGUAUGGCAACCACCUCCGGCGCCAAAUAGAACUGGCAGACAUAGACAUUCAGUACAAGAAGAAAAAGAUGGAAAAUCUUGCACUGGAGUCCGAAAUAAAAAAGAGGACAAUUAGGAAACUGGACCUUGAAAUAAAAAAACUUGAGAGGGAGCUCCAAGAAGAUGACACAGCUCAAAAUAAAAAUUAGCACCAGGUGUGGCCACUAGCCUAUAUGAAGGCCCAAAAUUGUGUGUUCCUUUCUGCUCUGACAAUGGCAUGCCCAUUCGUGCGAGAUGUGGUGGAUGAAGAAGCACUUGUGCUGAGGAGAGCCUUCAGGCGAGAAAGGGUCUUCAGGGACCGGUUGGACCCACUGGCCUUCCCUGACGACCAUCUAUAUGAAAGAUACAGGUUUUCUGCAGAUGGCAUCAGGUAUCUAUGCAGACUACUGGGUCCCAGGAUUAAGCACCGCACUGCACGGAGCCAUGCACUGAGUGUGGAGCAAAUGGUUUGUGUGGCCUUGCGCUUUUUUGCUAGUGGAGCCUUCCUGUACUCAGUGGGGGAUGCAGAACAGCUGAACAAGGCCACAAUUUGCCGCACAAUAAGGAGUGUGUGUCUGGCUAUCAAAGCAUUAGCAGAUGUCUUCAUCUCCUUCCCUGGCCACAGAAGACUCUGUGACAUCAAAGAGGAGUUCUAUAGGAUUGCAGGUUUCCCCAAUGUCAUUGGUGCAGUGGACUGCACACACAUAAGGAUAAAAGCCCCCUCAGGUGCCCAUGAGGCCGAUUUUGUGAAUAGGAAAUCCUUUCACAGCAUUAAUGUUCAGAUGGUCUGCAAUGCUGACUGUGUGAUCAGCAAUGUUGUGGCAAAAUGGCCUGGCUCAGUCCAUGACUCCAGAAUCUUUCGGGCCUCUGAAAUCUAUCACAAGGUGAAUUCUCUGGUGUGUUGCUGGGAGACAGGGGUAUGGCUGCCAGCCUUUUCUCCUGACACCUUUCACAGACCCCCAGGAAGCACAGCAGGCCUACAACCAUGCCCAUGCCAGGACCAGGGCCAGAGUUGAAAUGACCUUUGGCCUCCUGAAGGCACGCUUUCACUGCCUUCACAAAUUAAGGGUCAGCCCUGUUAGGGCAUGUGAUAUUACUGUGGCUUGUGCUGUCCUCCACAAUGUGGCCUGCCUGAGGAAGGAGAGGGCCCCCAGAGUGCCACCAGCCAUGGACUGGGACAAUCCGGCAAUCUUCCCUGAUGACGACAGUGGUCGGCUGCUGAGGGACCAAUAUGUGUUGAAUUAUUUUAGUUAGUAUGUGUGCUUUCAAUUUUGGUUAAAUAUGUCCUGCGGUGGCAGAGGAAUUUGGUUUUUUUUGGGUU